Larimichthys crocea (large yellow croaker) is the source of this 4063-nucleotide messenger RNA. RefSeq names its product zinc finger protein 319a (gene znf319a). Lineage: Eukaryota; Metazoa; Chordata; Actinopteri; Sciaenidae. The coding region runs from base 652 to 2430 and encodes 592 amino acids. The record is from RefSeq and is a predicted model, not a curated record. The transcript is spliced from 2 exons.
UCAUUGUGGUAUUGCUGUGUACUUCUUCCAGCACUGGCGUAGCUUCACCUGUAAAUACCUGCCUCAGGUGAGCCAGCUCAGCGUUUACGCGCCGCUCUGUAGGAGUGAAACACUCCCCCCUGCUGUCACACGGAGGAACUGCACCUGCUAAUACCUCACAGGCUCGUAUCGGCCUUUGUGUUUUGUUUGAAUGCUCUUGAGACAAACUCACGGAGCGGUUUAUCUCCCGCUCGGAUACUUUUGUUUUCCGGUGCUGUAGCACCAGAACCGGCAGAACCAGCGGCAGCAUGGAGCGGCUGUAGCGGCAGCAGCUACCGCGGCGACAGCUUCACUGCGUGGCGGUUUCCGGUGUCCGUCCGUCUGCAGGAGGAGGGAUGGCGUCCGGCUUCAACCGCAUCCCCUCUACCGCCGGUCCUCCGAGUCCUAAACACACCGACGCUUGUCGACCUAACACUGAAGGCGGGCGGUGAAACCCAUCGAGUUCCCUCACCUGUCUCAAAGGACGUGUGUUAACACAGAUUCAGCACUGUGUUGUGGUUACCGUUUCUUAAACCACAUCCCACCAUCCACCCAGUUUGGCACUGAAACCCCCCCGCGCCACACACACACACACACACACACACUCUCAUCUGCUGAGCGCUGACUCCCUACAUGCGAAGUGGAAGGAUGACGGAGGCGUGGCAGCAGCAGCAGCAACAUGCGGUGGCUCCACCCUCUGUUGUGCACACGCUGCCCCAGGGAACCGACAACCCUCUGGGCUGCACUGUUUACGGUGUCGUCCUGCAGCCGGACACCUCCCUGCAGCAGCCCCAGCACGGCCAGCAGCUCACCGUUCAAACCCAGCAGCCCUCCUUGCAGGUAGGGGGCGAGAGGGGGCAUAAGUGUGGAGCUUGUGGCCAUGACAUCUCUCACCUGGCCAACCCUCAUGAACACCAGUGCAUGGUGAACCAAGACCGGUCCUUCCAGUGCACGCAGUGUAUGAAGAUCUUCAGCCAGGCGACCGACCUGCUGGAGCAUCAGUGUGUGCAGGUGGAGCAGAAACCUUUCGUGUGCGGGGUGUGUAAGAUGGGUUUCUCUCUGCUCACCUCCUUGGCCCAGCAUCACAACUCUCACGGGAACGGCAACAACCCGAUGAAGUGCUCCAUCUGUGAGAAAACGUACCGGCCGGGUUCUGGAAACGUCACCCCGACCUCGUCAGCUGCCAACCCUCAGCAGCCCUCCACUGGUGAGACGUCCAGUGGCGGUGCAGCGAUCAGUGCCUCGUCUCCACCUGCGUUUGAGGCCUCCGCACCAGACAGGCCAUACAAGUGCUCAGUGUGCCAUAAGUCCUUCCGGCAUUUGUCGGAGCUGACCCGCCACGAGAGAGUACACACUGGCGAGAAGCCAUACAAAUGUGACACGUGUGAUAAAAGCUUCAGCCAGUCUUCGCAUCUGGCGCACCACCAGCGUACGCACAGCUCCGAGCGGCCGUACAAAUGCGCCGUUUGCGAGAAGAGCUUCAAGCACCGCUCGCACCUCGUGCGGCACAUGUACGCUCACUCGGGCGAGCACCUGUUCAAGUGCAAUUUAUGCGAGAUGCACUUUAAGGAGUCGUCCGAGCUCCUGCACCAUCAGUGCCAGCCUGAAGGGGAGAGACCUUUCCGCUGCGGUUCUUGCGGGAAGAGCUUCAAGCGCCCGUCCGACCUGCGGCAGCACGAACGCACCCACUCGGAGGAGCGACCUUUCCAGUGCGAGGAGUGCCAGAUGAGCUUCAAGCAGCAGUACGCUCUGGUGCGCCACCGUCGCACUCACAAAAAUCCAGCCGAUCGCCCCUUCAAGUGUAACCUCUGCGACAAGGGGUUCCUUCAGCCAUCCCAUCUGCUUUACCACCAGCAGGUUCACGGUAUGGAAAGUCUGUUUAAGUGUGCGUCCUGCCAGAAGUCUUUCAGCCAAUCGGGAGAACUGCUGAGGCAUAAAUGUGGCGGCGAGGUGGAGAAGCCCUACAAGUGUGACGUGUGCGGCAAAGGUUACAAAAAGAAUUCGACGCUGCAGCGCCACCAGAACUCUCACUGCACGGAGAAGCCGCUCAAGUGCUCCCUGUGCGACAAGCGCUUCGUGUCGUCCUCCGAGUUCGUCCAGCACCGCUGCGACCCGACCCGCGAGAAGCCGCUGAAGUGUCCCGACUGUGAAAAGCGCUUCAGGUACUCGUCGGAGCUGCAGCGCCACCGGCGAGUCCACACCGGGGAGAAGCCAUUCAAGUGCGCCAGCUGCGACAAGAGCUUCAAGCAACGCGAACACCUGGCCAAGCACCAGAGCGUGCACUCGCGGGAGACGCAGUUUAAGUGUGUGUGGUGCGGAGAGCGUUUCGUUGACCUCACAGCUCUGCAGGAGCACACGGUCCAGCACACCGCUGAGGGUGAGAGCUUCCCCGAAGCUCCGUGCAUCCCAUGAACCGAACUGCUGUUCAGUCCUGAGCAGCAACAAAUGUGACAUUCACCCACAAAAGCAAACGUGUGCCAGCCUCCGCUCCCCCAUUUGUAGUUUAUAACAUGCACCUGAUAGUUUAAUGAAUUUUAUUUUUUAGCAUCAGCAAGACUCAAGUUCAUCCUCAUCCUUCUUUGUAUAAAUGGCAAAAUAAUCCUAAAUCGACCGGCGAUUAGGAUCCCUCGACUUAUUUUGGAACACAUGGAGGAAAAAAACUUGAAGAAGGCGUGUGAUGUUUAACAGUGUGGGAAGAUCUUGAUUUCUGUUUGUAGUACCGAGUGUUGGGACCUUACUCUGUGGUUGCAUGUGAUGUGUCUGUUUUGUAACUGUUGAUUCUGUUGUUGAGAAAGAUGACAAGAACUUCCAAGACAGGUGUAUGUGUGUGUGUGUGUGCACCUCUGUGAAAAAUCCAUGUGCCUUUUUUUUUUUUUUUUAACCGAUCAGUCGUUUAUUUUAUUAUUUUUUUUGUCUGUGUUUCAUUCGACAUUUUUCACGUCCGGUGUCACCGAUUUAAAAAAAACCUCCCCCAUCCAUCCGCACACAGCGGCUGGCUUGUGCAGCAGUAUCUUUUCACAUACUUAGAUUUUAGGUAGUUUAUCAUCUGUUUGUGCAUGAAUAUUUAUCACACUUUAAUAUCACUGUUGUAUUAUAGGUUUGGUUUAUUUAGGAAAAACAUCCUAAGAAGAAGAAAAAAAGUGGAUUUGUGAAAAAUGUAUAGCCUGUGUCCUAUGAAAUCUGUGUUGUUGCAUCUUUGUAUUAAAAACAAAUGACGUCUAGGUAACUAACCCAUACCUAUCAUGUCAUACAAACACUUGACGUGCAAUAGAACGUGCACAAUGUAAUAUUUAUGACUACUGAUUCAUGGCAUAGUCUACUCUGUUAUAUUAUAGAUUGUGUGUAUAUGCUUAUGUAAUCAUUGAAAACUGUAUAGUGCUUAUGUUACCUGCUUUUGUAUUCACCAUGAAUGAGCUUGCAGUAUUUUGCAAGUGCUUUUUAGUUUCAGUUCCAGAUGGAUUAACACGAACCCGACGAGACUUUUAAAAAAACGUUACAUUGCUCACUUGCCACAAACUAGCUGCAUUAGUUACUGUGCGAUAGAUCUAACAAAAAGUAAUAUGACUUUUUUUGAAAUUUUAUUUUAUUUUGAAAGAAUUGGCCUUGUAAACAUCCUCACAGGAUUUCUAGCCUCCUUUCCUGGUCCACGCCAGACGCUCAUCAGAUUAAUCCGAGUAGCCUCAAAGAAGUUAUGUGUUGGUUUAACACCAGGCAUAAAGUAAGAAAAAAAAACAGAUAUUUGUGUACUUUAGUUAACUGUGUGGGUUUCUAUAUUCUGUACAAUCUUUGCAGUAUAUUUAAAAGAAGGUUUUUGGAGUUUAGAGAUCAUGGGUAAAGGGAAUUAAAGCUGGGGAGGGGGGGGACGGGGACGAUGGGGGACCGUGUGGUUGUGCCAUGGUUUAAAGUCCUGGUGAGUCUGCUUCAAAACCUUCUUGUCGAAGGUGAACGAGUGUAAGGAAGCGUUGGAUUUACACAUUAUGGAUAUCAAUAUAGACUCCUGUUCAUACUGUAUACAGACAAUUAAAAUAAACCACCCUUAUGAAAA